Molecule: messenger RNA, 5488 nt
Organism: Erinaceus europaeus (western European hedgehog)
Lineage: Eukaryota; Metazoa; Chordata; Mammalia; Eulipotyphla; Erinaceidae
Gene: FRMD3
Product: FERM domain containing 3
Exons: 15
Coding region: 728-2665 (645 amino acids)
Cellular component (GO): cytoskeleton
Molecular function (GO): cytoskeletal protein binding
Source: RefSeq, a predicted model, not a curated record
AGGAGCCCCUCUAAGGCGGAGGAGGAGCGGGGUGGGGUCCCUCUUGUUGGGGCAGAGGAUGCUCCCCAAGAUACCGCUGAGGCUUUGAAUUUCUCAGAGGCGGGGUGGAGGUGGGGGGGCGGUGGCCUCCCUGUGACUGUUACCCACAACCAAAGGGUUGAGGGAUCCCCACGAGGGAGAGCGACAGCUGCUUGCAGCAUAUUCCUGCAACUGCCAGGGGCUGGCCCAAGGUCCGAUAUCCUCUCCCCGCAGUGUGUCCCCCACACCAGGCAACCCCAGCUUGCAGCCGGGUCCCCAGGGCCCUGCUUGGAGCCCCAUUGUGGGUGUGGGGGCGCUGAGGGGAAGAGAGAGAGCGCGGCCUGAGAGGUUGGAGGCGGCCCGGUCGGACUGACGCAGCGCUGGCGGCUGCCGCGGACAAGCAGGCCCAGGCCAGGGACCCCCGGCACCGCCGCCCGCCCGCGCGCCUCCUGCCACCGCGGCCCCGGGGGGCGCGAGCCCGGGCGGGCGCGGGGAGGCGCACGAGCGCGCGCCACGGGCGGGGGCGGGGGCGGGGGCGGGGGAGGGAGGGGCCGGCCCGCCGCGCCCCUCUGGCCCGCGUGUGGCCGCAGGCGCCAGUAGUCGCCGCCUCGGGGCUGAGCCGCACCUGGGAGUCCCGGCCGGAGCGCGCGCGGGCGAGUGUGUCUGCGCCGGCCCCGAGCUCCGCGCUCGCUCCCCGGGGCCGCGGUGCAUGUUCGCCUACUGCCGCUGUGUGCCGAGAGGCGGGGGGACCAUGAAAAUGAUCCACUUUCGGAGCUCCAGCAUCAAAUCGCUCAGCCAGGAGAUGAAAUGCACCAUCCGGCUGCUGGACGACUCCGAGAUCUCCUGCCACAUCCAGAAAACCGUCAAACUUGCUGUGUCAGAAAGCAAGAUAUUGAAUUUGAGCAAGCAGUAUGUGAGUAAACACUUCAGUGGUCAAGUUAAGAAAAGUCGGGAGUUGAGCCCCGGGCUCCCAGAGCUAGAAGACAAGAAGGCAGCCUCCAAGAGGGAGACCAAGGGGCAGUUUCUCAUCGACCACAUCUGCAACUACUACAGCUUGCUGGAGAAGGACUACUUUGGCAUUCGUUACGUGGAUCCAGACAAGCAGCGGCACUGGCUUGAACCUAACAAGUCCAUCUACAAGCAAAUGAAAUCUCACCCACCAUACACCAUGUGCUUUAGAGUGAAAUUCUACCCACACGAACCCAUGAAGAUUAAAGAAGAGCUCACCAGGUACCUGUUGUACCUGCAGAUUAAAAGGGAUAUUUUCCACGGCCGGCUGCUCUGCUCCUUUUCGGAUGCAGCCUACCUAGGUGCCUGUAUUGUGCAAGCCGAGCUUGGUGAUUACGAUCCUGAUGAGCAUCUUGAGAAUUACAUCAGUGAAUUUGAAAUUUUCCCUAAGCAGUCACAGAAGCUGGAACGAAAAAUAGUGGAAAUCCAUAAAAAUGAACUCAGAGGCCAGACCCCACCGGUUGCUGAGUUUAACUUACUCCUGAAAGCUCACACUUUGGAGACCUAUGGGGUGGAUCCUCACCCAUGCAAGGAUUCAACAGGAACUACGACAUUUUUAGGGUUCACUGCUGCAGGCUUUGUGGUAUUCCAGGGGAAUAAGAGAAUCCAUUUGAUAAAAUGGCCGGAUGUCUGCAAAUUGAAGUUUGAAGGGAAGACAUUUUAUGUGAUUGGCGCCCAGAAGGAGAAAAAAGCCAUGUUGGCCUUCCACACUUCAACACCAGCUGCCUGCAAACACCUUUGGAAGUGUGGAGUAGAGAACCAGGCCUUUUAUAAAUAUGCAAAAUCCAGUCAGAUCAAGACCGUGUCGAGCAGCAAGAUAUUUUUUAAAGGAAGUAGAUUUCGAUACAGUGGCAAAGUUGCCAAAGAGGUGGUGGAGGCAAGCUCCCAAAUCCAGAGGGAACCUCCAGAGGUGCACAGAACCAACAUUUCUCAGAGUCGAAGUUCCCACUCCCUGAACAAACAGCUCAUCAUUAACAUGGAGCCCCUGCAGCCCCUGCUGCCUUCCCCCAGUGAGCAAGAGGAGGAACUUCCACUGAGAGAGGGUAUUCCACUGCCCAAAGAAGAUAUUUCUGCCCCCCUGAUCUCUAGCUCGCCAGUGAAGGAAGUCCGAGAGUAUAAAGACCCCCCAAGUGAAGAAGAAGAUAAGCUCACAGAAGAGCCGCUGACCAUCUCAGAACUGGUGUACAACCCGAGUGCUAGUCUGCUGCCCACCCCUGUUGAUGAUGAUGAGAUUGACAUGCUUUUUGAUUGCCCCUCAAGGCUGGAGUUGGAAAGAGAGGACACAGAUUCGUUUGAGGAUCUGGAGGCAGAUGAACAUGCCUUUCUGAUGGCUGAAGAGGAGGAACUAAAGGAAGCUCACCGAGCUUUGUCCUGGAGCUAUGACAUUCUGAGAGGCCAUAUUCGGGUCAACCCGCUGGUCAAGAUUUUCUCCCGGCUCCUUGUGGUGGGCCUGGGGCUGCUGCUCUUUGUAUUCCCCCUGCUCCUCCUCCUGUUGGAGUCAGGUAUUGAUCUCUCCUUCUUAUGUGAAAUCCGCCAGACGCCAGAGUUUGAACAGUUUCACUAUGAGUACUACUGUCCUCUCAAGGAGUGGGUGGCUGGCAAAGUAAACGUCAUCCUCUACAUGCUGGGUUGCUCAUAAAGGUCCUAUCUCAUACAACUAAGGGCUAUAUUCAAUACUAGUGGUUAGCUUUUUGCAGCGAAGGCCUAGUUCUGAAUGGUCAGGGGGCCAUCCACAGUUAUUGCUUUACUCAUAACUGAUUAUUAUUAUUCAAACCUUUAUAAGCUUGCUUUCCAUAUGCCACUGCACAUCAAUACCUUUGAAUCUGAUAUGCUCAUAUAAGUUCCAGCUCUUGAAAAUGACCUUUAAGUAACCAAAACCCAUGUUUAUUUUCAUUAUAUUACUGACAUACUCUUUAUCAUAUAGUACACCGAGCUGAAUUAGAUUUCCCCUUUUUAAUAAUAACACCGUUACAAGCUAUGAAGCUGAGGAUCAGAAUUUUAGUAAAAAGCCAGUAGAAAGUUUUUGAAUAUAAUCCUUAGUGAGAGCAGCGUCCUCUAACCAUUGCCUAUACAAUGAAAUUUACGCUGGGGUUUUGUUUCUUUUUAAAUAUUUUUAUGUGUUCAAAAUAUUUUUGGUAAAGUUUUAGCAAAAAAAAAAAAAAAGAAGCCUCCUGGAGUUAUUUAAGUGUAGAAAUCAUACGAUUCAUGCACAAAGGGUAUGUUGGGAAUUUUCUAAUGUUUUCACAACUGGUUUGUUUUUUAAAAAAAAUAUUUUUUGAGUGAACAAUCUCAUAACUUGUUACCUGCAUAUGAGAUAGAAAAGAAGUGGGCAAAGGAACUGAGCUUCAGGUGGUCGGUCUGCCAGAGUGUUUAAAGAAGAUGGCUGGUUACUUGCCUUUGUAUUCUGUCUACAUGGUUGGGGAAGCAGGACAUUUAUCUUUCAAGAAAGUGAAACAUAGUUGAAAGAGACGGUAGUUACUUGCAUAUGACUGUAUAAUUAACCCAAGAGUGGAAGAAAAUGGGAAUUAAGUUGCCAAAAAAAAAAAUUGUGGUAGGUAAAUGAUCCUACGAAAGUGGCGGAAGGUAUUAGAUGAACUGGCACUAAUAUUUCUAAGUGGGGUCUAUACAGUAAAAAUAGAUGAACUUUAAGACAUGUUUUAAAGCCCUAUGCCAUUCAUUGUUAUCCUGUGGAAGGAACUUCAAAACAAGUGUAUGUGUGAGAGAGGGGAAGAGAAAGGACAUAGUUUGACUUGUAAAUGCUGAUGAUCUUCUCUUGCAGUGGCCAUUAUACUGGUCUCCUGAUAUGCUAACUCAUAAUUAAGGCUCCCAUUUCAGCUUGGCUGAUGUAGCAAAAUGAUUCACUCACCAGACAACAGAGGGAAUAAUGAUGCCUUUCUGUGCUGGCAGUUAACCAAUGCUGUGUGUGUAUGUGAGGGGGAGAGAGGAGAGAGAGAGAGAGAAAGAGAGAGAGAGAGAGAGAGAGAGAGAGGAAGUAUGGAACACUGGGAUAUCUCUGCAGAUUGAAAAAUGUUCCACUGCCUUCAUUUACAAAAUGCUCUCUCCCAAACUCCAGAUUUUCCACAUUGGUCAUUCCAAUUCUAGUCAUCCAGUGAAGCUGAGUGCUUAUCAGAUUUCAUUUUGACAGUAAGUUUUAGAUGUCAGCCCAAGCAACCUUCAGUUAUACAAACCUGAAUUAUAUUUGUUAAUAAAUCUGUAGGGUUCUUAACAUGCUUCCACUGAUUUAUUUUGCUUUUAAAAAUGUUUUCUAUAGCUUAUUUAGGGAGUUUCAAAUGACCAGCUUUGUACUUGAAGAUCUUCUUUCCCAUAUCACUUUUUAAGUCAUACCUCUGAUGUAAGGGUGUUCCAGUAUGUAGCAUGUAUGGAAUUAAUUCCUUUUCUAAUCACACUUUAUAUUUUUGAAAUUCACCUUGACCUCAUCUUUUAAAAGUUAUACUAAGUGAUAUUUUUUAAAUUAUGGAACUAAUUAUCUCCCACUGUAAAACAUUUAACAGAUACUAAGAGGAUAUAUAUCUUAUGUAGUUUAACCAUGUAGAUUUAUGUUAAGCAGUAAUGUAUUAUUUUAACACUUCCCCAGUUAACUUCUCUUUACUCUUAGGCAAAGACAUUUCUAUGCCAUAAGGAAGUUUUUAAGUGAAGGAGUUGAGAGAUUAAGGCCUAUUGAAUCUAGACAAUAACUAUCCAAAGGAACCUGGAAAUGCCAUUUUGUUGGGAUAGAAUCAGAGCCUCUUAGAGAUGUCCACUGCAGUUUUGUUAGAAGACAGUCACCAGUGGCCUGAAUCAAGUGAGGAUAGAAGACUGCUUCCAAAGAUGAAGAGUAUCUAAUGUAGUGAGAUAGAGUUCAAAGCAAGUGUGUGAGUAUAUGUAUAGUCCAUAAUGCUGGCACAUGAUUCUGUAAAUAUGUGUCUAUUCACAUAUACACAAUUAAUAUGCCCUCCCACAGAGCUGUGUGUGUGUUCCCCCCCCCCCGCAUUAAGAAAUCUGUGAUGUGUUGUUCCUUUUCCCUCUCAGGUAUCAUAGUGGAUAAAACACACAGUCUCAAAGGUUUAACUUUUCCAUGAAAACCACUGUGUGUACAGUUGUGGCUAAAUAUACAUAUAUAUGGCAAAUACAUAUACACACAAUCUUGCCUCUAGUGCUAAUUCAAGUUGGAUCAUGGAAGAAAAAUGUAGGUAUUGUAUAUUUCUGUCUGUGCUUGGAACAUAUUGUAAAAUGUUAUGUAUGUGGAUUAUAUCUUGUGGUUUGUCUAAUAUUUAUAAAGACAACUCUGGGAAGAAUUAAAAAUAAUUGGACUUAACUGAAAUAACUAGAGAUCUGGGGGUCAUGUUACCUGUGAUUGGAGCCUUAUCUUUGUAUAGUGAAAUUUGAAUUUAUGUCAACAUCCAGAUUGUUCUGUAUGUUAAUUUGGUGGCAGGAAUCCCUAAAUAAAAAUACUCUGGGGAAA